AUGGCUGAAUGUGAAGCUUACAUCACUAGAAUGGAAGCUCUUCAAGAAUUGGAGGUAAAAGAAGCCAAAAUCUUUGGGGAUUCAACUUUGGUUAUAGCCCAAUCGCAAAGGUUGUGGAAAGUGAAGGAAGAACACUUGAAGCCCUGUCAACAAUACCUAGAGGACUUGACCAAGACCUUUGACAAAAUUGAGUACACAAUUAUCCUUAGAGCUCAAAAUCAGUUUGCGGAUGCCUUAGCUACUUUGGCCUCCAUGGUUGAAAUACCCAAAGGGGUAUGGACACGACCCUUAGAGAUUGAACAAAGUUAUGAGGAAGUGCACAAAAGGAAAAUCAAAGCUUCAGUAAUGGCCAUAGAGGAAGAGGAAGUUCCGUGGUAG
Messenger RNA from Quercus lobata, 378 nucleotides. RefSeq lists its product as uncharacterized. The record is from RefSeq and is a predicted model, not a curated record. Gene Ontology annotation, molecular function: RNA-DNA hybrid ribonuclease activity; nucleic acid binding. The transcript has a single exon. Bases 1 to 378 code for a protein of 125 amino acids. Lineage: Eukaryota; Viridiplantae; Streptophyta; Magnoliopsida; Fagales; Fagaceae.